Molecule: messenger RNA, 948 nt
Organism: Letharia columbiana
Lineage: Eukaryota; Fungi; Ascomycota; Lecanoromycetes; Lecanorales; Parmeliaceae
Exons: 2
Coding region: 1-948 (315 amino acids)
Source: RefSeq, a predicted model, not a curated record
AUGACCUGCGUCGGAGACAGCUAUGACUUGGCUCUACCAGCCGGUCCCGAUGUGGGAUUCAAUCCGAAUCACGUGACGAUGAGCAACUUUGCGCUGCGCCAGACGUUGGCGGUGGCCCACCCAACCCAUAACAUAGGCGGAUCCUGUCAAUAUGGUCGCAGCGAUGGUGAGGGACAAGUGGGCGUCACGGUAGAGCAAAUCACGUACGCCAACAGUGUAAACAGCAUGCUUACCAGCCCUCGGAUCAUGCUUGGUUGCCGUUACCGCUACUUCUGCAACUAUGGCCUCGCAGAAAUCAGCAUCCAGCCAAUUCUCUAUACGCCUGCUCCGCGAGAAUGGCGGUCUGAUCAGACAUACGAGCUCGGAGUUGAAGUGGUUGACGAUUUCGGUCCAACGUGGAUAGCGGAUGGGACCGACACGGGAGCUGAGGUUCAAGCGAUAGACCAGAACGCAAACACGGGCGGGUACUGGUACUGUCAUUGGACCGAUACAGACUCCGGCUCCAUGGAUAGAACCGUCUGCUUCUCGGACGAAUUCUCCCCAAGAAUAGACAGGACUUGGACGGCGAACUUCCUUGCUUCGGCGUCGAUACGAGUUUACUGCUGGCAGCGAUGUGCUUGCAAUUUCAUGCCAACGAGAGAUAACUAUACCAUCGAAACGUGGAUGUCGCCGACAGCCAGCGUUUGGCAUUUUGUUGCGACCCAUGACCUGACUACCUCAGCAGACGGAUUCGUAAAUCUGGAAGCCUCGGGAUCUCAGACCAGCGAAAGACAAGUACUCCCGCCACAGAACCGGCUCAGUGUACUGCACCACCAAGCGCCUGCAGGCACGUGCGGGGCAGACAGCCGGAAGUUCUGUUCAGAUGCCUUGGCCGAUGGACGUUCUCGGACCCAUCCCAAGGGCGCCUCCAGACGCGACACAGAUUGUCAGGAGUCCCCCAAGGUCUAG